This is a messenger RNA of Oryza brachyantha (malo sina), 2542 nucleotides long. Its product is annotated as autophagy-related protein 13b-like. Lineage: Eukaryota; Viridiplantae; Streptophyta; Magnoliopsida; Poales; Poaceae. The record is from RefSeq and is a predicted model, not a curated record. Bases 424 to 2235 code for a protein of 603 amino acids. Gene Ontology annotation, biological process: piecemeal microautophagy of the nucleus; mitophagy; autophagosome assembly. The transcript has 4 exons. Gene Ontology annotation, cellular component: extrinsic component of membrane; phagophore assembly site; cytosol.
CGCCGUCGGGAGCUCCUCCGCCGCCGUCUUCGCCGCCACGCCCCACCUCCCCUCCCUUCCCCUCCCCUCCGUGCCAGCUCGCCCUGCGACCCAGAGGCUCCUCGUUCUCCCCACCACCUGCCGGCGCGUAGUGGGUGCGCGAAGGGCCGCGGCCGCCGUCUCGCGGAGGGAGGGAGGGAGGGCGACGCGGGAGGCGGAGGGGGAUCUUCGUUGGGGGGAGGGAGGAGCUGGGAUCCCGUGUUGGGAUGGGUAUGGCGGGGAAGAGAUUGGGUGGGGGACGACUCGUGUGAGAGGAGGCGUCGCUGGAAUCGGAUCCUCUCCGCUCGUGUGGGGGGUGGAGAGGCUACAAGGGGGCAGACGCUCGCCGUGCUGCUCCUCCAUCUUCCCCGGGCGCGACGGUUGCACCGGCAAGGUCUGGGUGCGAUGGCGUCAACCGCCGCAGCCGCGGAGCCUCCCAUGGAGGAGCAAGUGAUCACGGAGUUUUUCGCCAAGAGCCUCCACAUCAUACUGGAGUCCCGCUCUCCCUAUGAGUCAUCCCGCAACUUCACCCGGCCUUCGCCGCCGUCCUCGCCGCUGUCUGGCAGCCAGCCGCGUGACCGUUGGUUCAACCUUGCGCUCCGAGACUGCCCGGCCGCGCUUGAGAACUUUGACCUGUGGCGGCAGAGCAACCUUGAACCGUUGGUCAUUGACAUUGUCCUCCUGUGCCGCGACAGCACCAGCAAUAGCUCUGCUGGGAGUGGCAAUAUCAUAGAGAGGUGGGUAAUACAGUAUGAGACCCACAGGUCUGGUGGUGGCAAUGGUAAUGGCAGCAAGAACAAUGGCAGGAAGUCUAGGAAUAGCUCGGCCGAGGAUCAUAGCUUGUACAGGACUACCUACCAGGGAUCGACAAUUUUACUUCGGUCGUUGCAUCUGGUUGUCAGGCUCUUGCCGGCAUACAGUCUCUUCAGGGAGCUGAACUCGUCUGGGAGAAUCUGUCCACUCAGCCUGUCACACAAGAUAUCAUCAUUUGUUGAGCCGUUCACCAGGGCAGAGGAUGCAGAGAUGAAGCAUUAUGCAUUUGCUCCAAUUGAAACUCUGUUUGGCCGACUGAGCUUGUCAGUUUCUUAUGUGCCAGUGUUGGAGGUAAUGGCAGCUUCAGAACCAACCUCACCAAUGCCAACAGAGAUCAUAAAAGAUUACGUUGGAAGCCCCACAACUGAUUUCCUCAAGAAAUUCAAUUCCCUCCCUUCAGUUGGCAUUGCACCUGCAUGUGCUGCAAUGACCAGGAGGCACAGUUGGAGUAUUGAGCAUGGAGCUGGAGCGUCAAUGUCACCAUCUCCUUCUCCCACUAAUUCAGAACCCCGCGGGAGCCCUCACCCCAACAUCCCUCUUCGUGUUUCUCUAAAAACAUGCUCACAUCCACAAAAUGCAUCAUCCUCUGGGCAGAAGAAAUAUACACCAUUUGAAGAAUGUUAUCCAUCACCACCACUGUCACCGUCACCAUCCCAUUCCCCUUCAACUAGCUACCCUAGAAAUCCUUUGUUCCGCUAUGAGAGUGCUCCUGUUAUUAUUCCCAAGUCUGGUGGAGGAGGCAGCGGGCUGCCUCUUUCUCCAUGUUCAAAGGGUAAGCACCAGUUCUCACCUCACAAUGACAACCUGGCACCUUCCCCUGAUGAUAACUCAAAUGCGAGGAAGGAUCUGGUCAGGUUUGGUGAAUUGGAGAAGGACAAGACCUUGCAGAAGGUGUUAUCUUACAGUAAAUAUGAUUUGGGAUAUUUUCAUGGGCUCAAAUUGUCAAGAACUUCAAGUAAACUUUUUAUCAUGGAUGAACUGGAUGAACAGGAAUUGGCUUUUGCACGGGAAGACAGAGACACCAUAAUUGAUCAGCUUAACAGGGUUGAUAUCACAGACAGGGGGGAACAGAGAAUGAACCAGGAUGCUGGAGGCUCAUCCACGAGGUCUCCAGCUGCCGCAAUUGGUGCUCUUGUGCGCCUGCUGAAGACUGCACCAAGCCUCAGGGAAGGUCUACAGUCAGAUGCAGCUCCUGUGGUUCCUCAAGAACCUUCUUCAGUUCAGAAGGUCGUGACUGAGGAACAUGGCAACACCACCUCAAGUUCUGCAAAAGCAAGGACGGCGGCUGACGCCCUUGAGGAGCUGAAGAAAUACAGGGAGAUUAAAGAAUCGCUACUGAACCGCGGCAAAUCACAACUUGGGGACACAGAGUUGGGAGAGACACACACAGAUGGAGAACCUUAGCAUAUAUUACGAUGAACGAAAGUUUGCCUUGUGUAUAUAUUAUAUAUGUAGCACACGUUAGCGGACUAUCUAUACCUUAAGCAAGCUAGUAGGCUACUAGGAUAUGACCAAACUCUAUAUGUUUACGUGAUGACAUAUAUAUACCACAUCCAUGCACCUGCAGCUUUGAUAAGAUGAUCUGAGGCUGUGGGGGUUUUGUAAAGUUGAAUUGAUCAUCUGCAAUGCAUGCAGGCCGUGAGAUGCAAUCAAAUGGUUCCAGUUCAACCAUGUUGAUUUAGUUCAAUUUCAAUGCUUCCAUUCUGAUAUG